Molecule: messenger RNA, 1110 nt
Organism: Gastrolobium bilobum
Lineage: Eukaryota; Viridiplantae; Streptophyta; Magnoliopsida; Fabales; Fabaceae
Product: 1-aminocyclopropane-1-carboxylate oxidase homolog 1-like
Exons: 3
Coding region: 1-1110 (369 amino acids)
Source: RefSeq, a predicted model, not a curated record
AUGGGACAUUCCAAAAACAACGAAGUUUCAGUCACAACAAAGCAUGACUAUGAUAGAGCAAGUGAGGUCAAAGCUUUUGAUGACACAAAAGAUGGUGUUAAAGGACUUGCUGAUGCAGGUGUCACAAAGAUCCCUCGCAUGUUCUACCAUUCCCAUCCUUUUGAUGAAUCUGAGAAGGACUCAGGCUUAGGAAGCACCCAACCUCCUUAUGUAGAUCUUGCAGGUAUUGAUGAAGACCCAACUAGAAGGAAAGUGGUUGUUGAGAAAAUUAGAGAAGUAUCUGAGACGUGGGGUUUCUUUCAAAUUGUUAAUCAUGGAAUACCAGUGAGUAUUCUGGAGGAGAUGAAGAAUGGAGUGCUAAGCUUCUAUGACCAAGACCCUAAGGUGAAAAGAGAACUAUACUCACGUGAUCCUAUGAAGCCUUUUGCGUACUAUAGCAACUUUGAUCUUUAUAGUUCAACUGAAGCUUAUUGGAGGGAUACCUUUUUCUGUUUUAUGGCUCCUCAUCCUCCCAAACCAGAAGACUUGCCAUCAGUAUGCAGAGAUAUAAUGCUGGAAUACACAAAGCAAGUUAUGAAGCUGGGAAGUUCAAUGUUUGAGUUAUUUUCAGAAGCCCUUGGGCUAAAUUCAAAUCAUUUAAAUGAUAUGGGUUGCAGUGAGGGACUUGCAGUUAUUGGCCAUUGUUAUCCUGCAUGUCCAGAACCAGAAUUGACUAUGGGCGCACCCAGGCAUACUGAUAGUGACUUUUUCACUGUGCUUCUUCAAGAUCAUAUUGGUGGCCUCCAAUUUCUUCACCAAAACAGGUGGGUUGAUGUAUCCCCGAUACCUGCGGCUCUGGUGAUCAACAUUGGUGAUCUUCUACAGCUAGUAACAAAUGACAAAUUUAAGAGUGUUGAGCACAGAGUGGUGGCGAACCAUGUAGGUCCACGAGUAUCAGUUGCAAGUUUUUUUAGCACGUGUCUUUCUCCAUCAGCAAAACGUUAUGGUCCAAUAAAGGAUUUACUAUCAGAAGAUGAUCCUCCAAAGUACAGGGAAACAACAGUCCAUGACUAUGUUGCUUACUCCGCUGCAGGACGCUUUGGUCCAACUCUUCCAUAUUUCAAGAUAUGA